GUUGUACGCCUUAGCAUCGUAAUCAAAUGUUGGGUCACCGAUUGUCCACGCGCAAACAAAUAAGCCAUCUCUAUUUUCCUCCGACCAUAUGCUUUCCUUUCUUCCUUAUCUUUUUGCAUAAACAAAAACACCCAUUCUUGAAAAUCGAAACAUUAAUUUACUAGUGCAGUCAGCUAUUUUCGCUGCUACAAUAAUGGCUGCGAUUACUCUCCACACAAACCGUACACUUCCUUCAUUACUGCAUACUCAAACCCCUAAACCCACAUUCUCCCACAAUCUAUCACUUAUCUCGAAAUCUUCACACUCUCAAUUCCAUGGCCUCAAGCUCUCUAAUUCUUCCCAUCUUUCAAUCCCUUCUUCUGCUUCUGCCAAAAGCUGCAUUCUUGCCAAGGUAUCAGAAGGGACAUUGCCACCAGUGUUUACCCUGAGAGAUCAAAAUGGCAAGACUGUGAGCCUCUCCAAAUUCAAAGGCAAGCCUGUUGUUGUUUAUUUCUACCCUGCCGAUGAAACCCCCGGUUGCACAAAACAGGCAUGUGCCUUCAGAGACUCCUACGAAAAAUUCAAGAAAGCAGGAGCCGAAGUUGUCGGAAUCAGCGGUGACGGUUCCGAAUCCCACAAGGCCUUUGCUCAGAAAUACAAACUCCCAUUUACCCUACUCAGUGACGAAGGCAACAAAGUUCGUAAAGAAUGGGGUGUACCAUCUGACCUAUUCGGUGCUUUACCUGGAAGGCAAACUUACGUUCUCGACAAGAAUUUAGUUUGUCGGCUCGUCUACAACAAUCAAUUCCAACCCGAAAAGCACAUUGACGAGACCUUGAAGUUUCUCAAAACCGUCUAAAAAUUGACCCGUAUAUUUGUACUAUUGGUAAAAAAAAAAGAUUGCUUUUCUUUUUGUGCUGUAAGUUGACUCUGUUUACUCUCUGUUUUCUUAUGUAAAAUACGAAACUUUUUAUUUUCUUUUGCGUUAUUCGAUCUAUUACACGGGGCUUA
Molecule: messenger RNA, 990 nt
Organism: Erythranthe guttata (spotted monkey flower)
Lineage: Eukaryota; Viridiplantae; Streptophyta; Magnoliopsida; Lamiales; Phrymaceae
Gene: PRXQ
Product: Thioredoxin superfamily protein
Biological process (GO): cell redox homeostasis; cellular response to oxidative stress
Cellular component (GO): cytoplasm; chloroplast thylakoid membrane
Molecular function (GO): thioredoxin peroxidase activity
Source: RefSeq, a predicted model, not a curated record